AGCAGAGCGGCCCGUUCUACGUAGUGUCAUAUACCCCAGCACGGGCCGAGUGCGCCCAGUGAAUAUUACCUGGGUGUUAUAAAUCAAGUACAUCGUCAAGCUGUGCUGUGUAAAGGACUUUAAGUAUGGAUGUUUUCUUACAACUGACGCUGUCCAUGCUGUUGGUCAGUGUUGUGGUCAACUCCGGCCAAAUACACCAGGCACCAAGAAUCGUUCAAUUGCAUGUCCGUUCUGAGGUGAAGAUGAGAUUUGCGAGCACCUUGGUGACUAGCAAAGUUGCCAAUCCUGGCGGAGAAGCGCGCGAGGCAACGUUCGACGUCACACUGCCAAAGGAAGCGUUCAUUACAUCGUUUCUUAUGGAGAUAGAUGGCGUUACAUAUCCCGGAAAUGUGAAGGAGAAGGAAGCAGCAUUAAAACAAUAUGAGAAGGCCAAGCAGACAGGGCAGAGCGCUGGACAUAUCAGUAGAAGACCUAGGGAGACGAAUCAAUUUCAAGUAUCUGUCAACGUCGCUGCUGAAAGCAAGGUGACCUUCAACCUGACAUACCAAGAACUACUGAAGCGUACGUUUGGAUACUAUGAGAACGUGAUUUUCAUUGACCCCGGACAAAUUGUGGACGACAUGCGCGUGUUCGUUGUUGUCAAGGAGAGCAGACCUAUAGUGAAGUUCCGAGUACCUCCAGUCAGUAAUGAUAUCCCUAACUCUCUGGACACCCCGGUUGGAGAGGAGAAUGUCACCAUCGGCUACCCUGACCCAAACACUGCCUACGUACUGUUUGUGCCAGACGCAGCGGAACAGAGGAAGAGAUCCGAGCAGGGCAUAUCCGGAAAAUUUGUCGUUCAAUACGAGAUUGAGCGAGAUUCUGACUCUGGAGACGUCCUGGUGGUAGAUGGUUAUUUUGUACAUUUUUUUGCACCUGACGGAAUCGAACCCAUGCCUAAAGACAUAGUGUUCUUGCUAGACGUUAGUGGGUCGAUGCAAGGCAAGAAACUGCAACAGGUCAAGGAGGCAAUGAAUCGUAUCCUAGAUGAUAUGGGCGAAAGCGACAGGUUCAAUAUCCAACUGUUCGCCAGUAGUGUGAAAUCAUUCCGAUCGACGCUGCAGAAUGCCACGGCCGGCAAUAUCAUGCGCGCGAAAGCGUAUAUACAACAAGCAAGAGCAGAUGGAGGAACGAACAUCGACUACGGAUUAUCGGUAUCCCUUAAAGUCCUACACCAAGCCUUCGGUAACAGUUCAUCCAGGGCACAACUUAUCGUGUUUCUGACAGACGGUGACGCUACAACCGGUGUCACGAGCGCGCCCAAAAUUCUCAGUAAUCUGAAAGGACGGAAUGGAUUAUCGAUACCAAUAUUUUGUCUUGCUUUUGGUAGAGAUGCCAACUUUAACCUCUGUAAAUCGAUAAGCUUAACAAACUAUGCUGUGGCGAGGAGGAUAUACGAAGAUUCGGACGCGUCCUUACAGAUCAGUGGAUUGUAUGAUGAAGUGUCGAGUUCCUUGCUGAAAAAAAUAUCUUUUAGUUACCUUGGAGACGCUGCUCGAAAUGGAAACAUAACUACAACAAGCUUUAACAACUAUUUUGCCGGAUCGGAAUUGGUGGUAGCCGGACAACUUGAAACCACAAAUGUCAGUUCCAUAGACAUUGAAAUAAGAGGAAUUGGAUCUACUGGUGCCAUAGAUUUUCUGACAACUACCAACUCUAUUGAAUUAAAUAUUCCGCCUUCCUCGAACACUGAUAUCACAAUCGAGGAUGACGUCACGAUCGAUCACAGUAACUCUGGUCCCGGAAGUGAGGAUAUAGUACGUAUCUCCGACCUUGACCCCGCCGUAGCCCGGUCUAUUACAGAGAAAAUGUGGGCUUACCUUACAAUUAAGCAACUGCUCACCAAGAAGGCAACAACAGACGAUAGAUCAGAGAUAGAAAUUCUCCGAAAACGGAUUCUCGAGCUGUCUCUAAAGUACCAAUUCGUUACUCCAUUGACGUCCAUGGUCGUGACAAAACCAAACGAAGGAAGCCAGCUGAGCGAUUUAACAGAGAGUGACGGCUCUCGUCCACAACCAGCCCGGCCGAUUACAACGCCUUCAUCUCGGCGAUAUGUAGGAAGAGGUAGCAGCGGUGGUGGAGGGGGACGAAGAAGAGGAGGAGGGGGCGGCGGCGGUGGCGGCGGUGGUGGUGGGGGCGGCGGGCGUGGUUACAGUGGUGGAGGAGAUCCUCACUUUGUUGUUCCGAUUCCGGGAGUAGAUUUACCUCUGUGCUUUGACGUGGAGAGUGAGGCGAGGACAUACAUCCGUUUGCUGGAGGACCCCGUUAACGCUUUGGUUGUCAACGCUGCAAUUAUUCCCACUGGCAUACUGCGGAAUGAUAUGAAACUGAAGACAUAUAUGGGCGAGAUAUUCAUCCGCGCUGAAGGCACUAUUAUCGUCGUGACACCCCGACAAAUAAUCACGAAUUCAAGUUUCACGGAAUGGACGGACGGAACACCAGUUUCCAAGGGCAAUUUCCUCCUCCAAGCCAGUGACGAUGGCAACAUCCUGACUAUAAUAACCGGAUAUGACGUCAUUUUAGUCAUCAGGAGGCAUAUAUCGUCACUGGAGGAGCCAAUAGAUUAUUUAAACAUCCACAUAGAGAGCGAUAAAGGGCUGUCCGAUAUCGCUACAGGGAUAUUGGGUCAUUUGGUAAGGAAGAAAAUUUGGCUUAAGAAAAUUGUGGAGAAGAACGGACGAACAAUAGGCUUAUUUCGGGUGAAAGACAAAGGAACCGUUUCUCAUUUCCAUGCACGUUUACAUAUGAAACAUGACUUGAUUUCUGACGAGGAUUACAUGUGUUGGAAUGCUAUACACAACAUAGAUGGACUUUUCAAGGACAAAUUGAAAACGUUUGUACUUAAAGGUUUUUUCACUUAAUGCAACGUGGAAAAGUUUGGUCGAAUUGAUUUUCAUGUAAUACCAAACACACAGCAGAUUGUGAUCACUGCAAAGCAUUUCGUUAAGCGAUUCCAUAUACUCAUGAUUACGUAUUGUCGCUUUUGUCGGAUUUAUCACAUUGGUUAUUUUGGAGUUGAUCAUUAGUUAGAAUGUGUCUGUGUGUGUAUUGAGGUGUCUAUGGAUGUAUGCGCGUGUGUAUGUAAGUGUAUCAUUUCCGACUACACAUUUGAAAUAUUUUUGUUGUUGUUUUUAUUCCCUGUUGAACGUGUGUACCUCUUGAGAUUCCGGGAAAUCUUGUGACUAUGUACAGAGUAAUCUUUCUUUAUGUGAGCCGCCUUAGUUUUUUUCUCUCGAUCAGGCGGACUAUUUAGAUCGUGCACCCACCAUGAAAACAGAUUUAUUAAGUUGAUAUUUGAUAACAGCAUUUGCCGAGAGAAAUGGGGUAUGGAUUGUUCAGAGGUGUGUUUUUACGUGUCUGUAAAUUGGAUAUUCUUGAGAUAAUUCUUCUUGUCUCCGGUAACCUCACACAGGUUAAUUUUUUUUGACAUUUCAGGGGAAAAGAGAAUUGCUUUAAAAAAGCGAUAUUGAGUACAAGUACCUACCGAAAACAAUAUGGUGGAGGUGUGAACGACACUUUGUAAUGUAUGUGAUAAUGUCAACAGGAUGAUAUAAUUAAGGAUUGAUUGUCAUUUUUUAUGCUUCUAUGGACUGAUGAAGGGGAGUGAACCUCGUGCUAAUGAAGUGAACUGAGAAGUAGCUCGUGUACUAUUCGCCUUCAUCAGUCCAUGCAAGAAAAAUUGACAAUGAAUCUUUAUUUUUAUGUUUACCAAUUAGAAAUUCCCGCCGUCAAAGAUUAUAAGAUACGGUAUGACGUAGGUGCGUCACUUUGUAACAUUAUUAUACUUAUUAUACAUGUGUGCACAUAGUCGGAACAGCAGACAGUCAGCUACUCUCGUCGCCACGGCAACACAAAAUAUAGUGCCAAACAUGUUUGGAAUAUUCAUAUCAUCAAAACAUUUAGUUCGCAUUUUUUUCGGUGUUAAACGAAUAGACGUAACAGCCGAACAAUUAAUGGAAUCGCCUAACAGCUUAUUCCAAUUUGGCGGGAAAUGUUGUCAACUACGUUCAGGAAUAAAACAAUUUAUCUACAUGCAUUUUCAAAGUUACAUCAUCUUUUUCGGAGUCUGUAAGAUAUUUUUUUUUUUAAAUCAUCGGUAUAUCUUUGUUAAUUCCAAUAUAUUCCAUUCAUAUUUUAUUGAGAGGAAAAGUCAAAUAGAAACGAAUAUAGUCAUUGCACAUUCACACUAAUUUCGCAUGUGUGCAUCGGUCAGGCUAUGAACAAUGUAUUCCUACGCGUCAAAUUGAAUGUUUACACAUUUGUAAACAAUGAUUUCGUUAUUAAGGCCGAGAUGUUCGAUGCUCCCGAUCACUAAAAAAGCGCAACAAUGUGGAUUUUAGUCUCAGAUAAGACCUAGCCGAGGAUUAAUAUGAUAUUUUCGAAAUAUAGGAUUUAAUUGUUGCAUCGGGAGGGAUGUACUCAUACGUCAGCUGUUCCACUUAUGUUUAUAUACAUGUAUAGCAAUGUUACACAAUUCACAAGAUGAGGGGACAUUCAAUUCUGAGGCGGUUGAAAAAACUAGAUCGCCAAUGCAAGCAGUGAAUGUAUCGUCAGAAGCACGUGACCCAAAAUCUUUAUCGGGAAAUGAAGUAAUCUGUGUUUACUAAUUUCAUUGCGGCGGACAAAAGUGAAAAUGUAAAUGUAUGUCUUCUUGCCGGUUAUGCUUGAAUACAUGUAGUUCUACAACAUGACAUUAAACCAGAUUUUUUCUAAAUCUUAUUUUUAAUUUAGUAGACUAUGGAGGGAAAAUAAUUGGUGCAUGAGGUCAUACAGUAUCAAUUUACGGGUCAUUGGUGGGUCAGUUAUUUAUACAUGUACGUCAGAUGAAGUUCAGGAUUAUAACGGAUAUAGGUUAUAGUUUAAAGGUUAUUAGGAUUAUAAAGGUAUUCAUCAAAUCAUAAAUCAAAUAAUACAAUUACAUUAUGCCUAACCAUUUUGCACGCGACAUCCUAAUGUUUAUGUUUGCUGCUAAGAUCUGUUUUCGCUAUUUAUCAUAUUCGUCACUUCUUAACAGGUACCCUAUGAAGGCGUCAUUACGUCAUUACUUUUUCAACCAUACACUAAACAGUACAUGUCACGUGACCUGUUUAACUACUGA
Molecule: messenger RNA, 5137 nt
Organism: Pecten maximus
Lineage: Eukaryota; Metazoa; Mollusca; Bivalvia; Pectinida; Pectinidae
Product: inter-alpha-trypsin inhibitor heavy chain H3-like
Exons: 12
Coding region: 126-2900 (924 amino acids)
Biological process (GO): hyaluronan metabolic process
Molecular function (GO): serine-type endopeptidase inhibitor activity
Source: RefSeq, a predicted model, not a curated record